CCUUAUUCAUCUUUUUUUUUUCCUUAUGUUGGGAAAUUCCUGAUUCCCCACCUCAGCAUGGUGGGAAAUCCUGAGGCAUGGAAAGGAUGUGUCAGUCUUGAGUGGCAGCCAUGAUUGCUCCAGUUGUGCUGAUAACCUUGGUGGAAGUCUGUGCAGGGUUUGGGCAGGGUAGCAAGUCCAAGUUGUCUGACAAGUUCCUUACUCACUCAACACCACCCACCAGAAACACAGCAACUUACCACACAUAUGUGGAUCUAGAAAAAGUGUGCUCCACAACUGACUCAUUCCCCACACUUUCUGCAGCCAUCCAAGUCAAGGACCUUCUUUGGAACUCAGGUUGGAAAAACAAGGAACUGUCUUCCCCCACACUGUCCAAUAACACAGAUGAUGACAUGUACCAGCUUGAAGACAGUGAAGAUGAGUUGGAAGUUCAGGACACUGUUUUUCCAUACUUUCCUGCUGAGAACCAUCAACAGCAGCCCAAUGAAGUGGAAAAAGCAGGAAAGCUUCUUUAUCUAACUGAAGUGGAGGACUCAGCAGAAGUUACAAAAGAAAUGAAAAAUUAUGAGAAAUCAGGGUAUUUAUCAUGGGGACCCUUUGAAUCUACUCCCACAGUAAACAAAAGCAACAAUACUUCAAUCACCAUGGUCCCAUUGAGCACCACAGAAAAGAUCUUUGAGACAGAUCCCACAGGAGAGCUUCAAAUUUCUGAUGAAAAAGAAAAUGAAAAAAGCAGCUUGACCAUAACUUUAGCACCUCCUUCAACUCCAGAAUCCCAUGCCACAAAAAGAAGAUCAAGUUAUCCUGGAAAACCCUGGAAAGCUGCCCUGAGAAGCAGCAACAUCAGAGUCAAGAGACAACAUUGGUCCAAGACCAGAAAUGAAGAGCUUGGGCAAUUUGCUCAAGACACUGCAAACUUCAGAAGAGAAUUUGCCAAGCACAGAUUCUCUCCAAACUUGGUCAGGAAUAUGUCUCCAAUUUUCAUGAGGAGGCUUCCCAAGUCCUUAUCUGCUGAUCUGGGAGUAGAGCAGAACUAUCCAAGGAGAAGACAGUCUUUGUCACCAUCUGAACUAACCUUGUCAGCCUUUCAAAGAGCAGAUGCUGGUGAAAGGAUUUCCUCCAAUGAGGAACCAUUUCAAAGCAAUCAUCACCCACAAAAUACUGAUAACGCAUCCCCUGAAGCCCCCCAAGACUCAGGACCACCACCAGAACACCUUUCAUCAGGAGAAGCACCACUUUCUUCCCAAGAACAACCCGAAGCAAACCCCCCACCCCCACCGCAAAGGUCCCAAGAACAAGUCCAAUCAUCCGAAGCUGAACCCCCAUCAUCGAAUGAAUACCAAAAAGAGGCUCCAUCUGGCGAGCAAGACGACACAUACAUGAAACUGCCCAGGGGAAGAGCAGGAGAUCCUCAAAAACUGCUGGAAACGCGGCUCUUGAGAGAAGAACAACGCAAAGUACUCAAGAAACUCAAACUGAGGAAGCUUCCACUGAUCACAAAUAUUCCCAAAAGAACCAAACGUGACAGAACCCGAAAGCAGCCAAGCAAAGAUCCGAAAAAUUUCACGCCAAAUUGA
Messenger RNA from Notodromas monacha, 1577 nucleotides. The record is from the annotation of a GenBank genome assembly. Lineage: Eukaryota; Metazoa; Arthropoda; Ostracoda; Podocopida; Cyprididae.